This is a messenger RNA of Uranotaenia lowii, 1895 nucleotides long. RefSeq names its product SH3 domain-binding protein 5 homolog. Lineage: Eukaryota; Metazoa; Arthropoda; Insecta; Diptera; Culicidae. Gene Ontology annotation, cellular component: cytoplasm. Gene Ontology annotation, biological process: intracellular signal transduction; negative regulation of protein tyrosine kinase activity. The transcript has 3 exons. The coding region runs from base 173 to 1186 and encodes 337 amino acids. Gene Ontology annotation, molecular function: protein kinase inhibitor activity. The record is from RefSeq and is a predicted model, not a curated record.
CGAGGCGGUUUGGAUAUUUGCUGCUUGAGUUAAUUCACACCACCUUGUUUAGUUUUGGUUUUAAUUUUGGCUGCGAAUCAUCGCCGGUUAAAUUAAAGUUUUGGUCAAGCGAAGGUCAAGUUUGAGGCGAUUCGAAUUGUGCGGUUCGAAUAAUUAUGCAUAGCCUGUGGUCAUGGACGCGGAGAAACAGAAAGCGGAAAGUGGAGCUGAUCAUCAGAAGAAGGCAAAAAUAUUUCAAGAGGCUGAACUUAAAGUACAACAACUGGAGGAACGCUUCCGGCGAAGUAUCCACAAAUCGAGGCCAUAUUUCGAGGAGAAGCAGCUGUGCCAGGAGCAGCUGGAGGCUCAGAAGGGUCGCAUCCAGCAGCUGGAGGAACAAAUAACGAGUGCCAAGGCAGCCUAUGGCACGGCGCUACGCAAUCUGGAAGCCAUAAGUGAGGAGAUUCACAAACAACGGGGAGACCUAUCGAUGGCGGCACCUUCCGGACCUCGGGAACCGGGCGUCGGUGCCGAGCUCCCGAUGAAGCUGGAAACAGCAUCCAACAGCAGCUACAGUCACCCGACCAGUCCCAGCAAUAUGCCGGACAUAUCCUCGGAACUGGACAAAUGUGAAAUCCACUCGGUAGGAAGUGUUUCGGCAACAACCAGUUCGGCCGUCAGUGAGAAAGAUCCCAACGAGGACGAUGACUACAUGAACGACGCGGAUUUGAAUCUGGAGCUGCUCCGGCAGAAGGUCAAAACGCUGGCGGUGCGGCCGGUGGAAGGCGGCGACGGACAGCAACAGGAGCAGGACAUUUGGGAGCACGAGUUGAACGCCACCGUGAACAAGCUGGACCACCUGAUGAUGAUGCGGGAGAUUUCCGGCAGCUCAGCGAGUGGAGCCAGCAGCAGUUUGGUUAAUCCCAACUACACCAGCAGCCUUCCGACGACACCCAAACACCAGCAACUGUCGCCAGUCCUAGCGGAGAAGCAAAAGAUCAAGAUGUUCAAAAAACUUGAUCCCCUACCGCUGGCCAACGUGUCAAUGUAUGCGCUUCCAACUUAUCUCAAUAAUAGCAGUAGCAGUAGUAAUAACGGCGGCAGUGGUGGAGCAUGUGGUGUGCCCUCCUCCCUGGAUGUGGAUCGAACACCGCGGAACGAAACGGCCGCCGUCGGCUUCAAAAGCAAGCGGAAGAUGUCCAUGUAAAGGUCAGGUAGCUAGUAGCUAAGCAUGUUUAGAUUUUAAGCAAAUCCCCGUGCAAAUAAGUUUGAUGAAAUUUGAUAAACACAUUGUGGAUUCAAAGAAUUCGAACAAAACUCGAUCGAUCGAGUUGAUCCCGUUCGGGAGGGAACUUUGAGCUGCGUUUGCGAGUGCUUGUUGUUUUUGUUUGUUUUAUAUUCAUCUAUUUCAUAUUAUGGAUUUAGGUUACUCUUGUUGUUUUGACAGAAAUUAGAAAAUUAUACCCACGAAGGAUUCUAGCUGCAUUUCUUUUUUUUUUGGAUUCUGACAGAAUUAAAGUUUAUUUUUUACUAAAGAAAAAGAUCGAAAGCAAAUCGUUUGAUGCUUCCAGGAAAAUAGCUUUCCAAUUUUAGUUUUUUGAAGUAUAUUAAACUGUGAAUUUAUUUUAUAUAGUAAUUUGCAAAAUUCUGCAUUUGAUGUAUCUCUUCUAGAGCAUCCAAAUUUCAAAAUGGAUUUUUUUCGGGAAGUACCUAUCAUGUUUGCCAAGGUUUAAUUAAAAUUUCACUUUAUAAAGACAGUUUUUUUUGCUUAAUUUAACAUCAGGUUGUAUAUAAGAGUUUUUUUUAAAUCAAUGUCCUCUAGACUUAAUUAACCGCGACCAUGCGUCUUGUCAAAAAAAUGAUCUCGUCUAUAUGAACGCGAAAUAAUAAAAAUAUCAUCCAUGACUUGCUGUAAA